Molecule: messenger RNA, 1939 nt
Organism: Spea bombifrons (plains spadefoot toad)
Lineage: Eukaryota; Metazoa; Chordata; Amphibia; Anura; Pelobatidae
Gene: RAB40B
Product: RAB40B, member RAS oncogene family
Exons: 7
Coding region: 208-1044 (278 amino acids)
Biological process (GO): protein localization to plasma membrane; intracellular signal transduction
Cellular component (GO): endosome; plasma membrane; synaptic vesicle
Molecular function (GO): GTP binding; GTPase activity
Source: RefSeq, a predicted model, not a curated record
CGCAGUUCCACACGUCUGGCAGAUCGCGCUGUAGCGGAGAGCGAAGCGGGCUGGCGUUGGGUACCGCGAGCAAUACGCUGAGGGACGCAGCACCGGAUACACUGAGGUGCACAGUAUUGGAUCUUCUGGAUUAUGAGUCUCCGGCUCCUUCUGGAUUUAUGACCCCGAACUCCCCAUGAUGGGCUGAGAGCGACCUGCGCGAGGAGGAUGACCCACAGAGCCAGCCCGGUGAAAGCCUACGACUUCCUGCUCAAGUUCCUGCUGGUCGGAGACAGCGAUGUCGGCAAAGGAGAGAUCCUGGCCAGCCUGCAGGACGGCGCCACCGAGUCCCCCUACGGCUAUAACAUGGGAAUUGACUACAAAACGACAACCAUCCUUCUGGACGGCCGGAGGAUAAAACUGCAGCUCUGGGACACCUCAGGACAAGGACGGUUUUGCACUAUUUUUCGUUCUUAUUCCCGGGGAGCUCAGGGCGUGAUCCUGGUUUAUGACAUCACAAAUCGGUGGUCUUUUGAUGGAAUUGACCGAUGGAUAAAGGAGAUUGAUGAGCAUGCCCCUGGGGUGCCCAAAAUCCUGGUGGGAAACCGCCUCCACCUGGCGUUCAAGCGCCAGGUCUCUACGGAGCAAGCCCAGAGCUACGCCGAGCGCCUGGGGAUGACGUUUUUUGAAGUCAGUCCGUUGUGCAACUUUAAUAUCACGGAGUCCUUCACGGAGCUGGCAAGGAUAGUGUUAAUGCGCCAUGGCAUGGACCGAUUGUGGAGGCCAAACAAGGUACUGAGCUUGCAGGACCUCUGCUGCCGGGCGAUCGUGUCCUGCACGCCGGUGCAUUUGGUGGACAAGCUCCCUCUGCCGGUUGCCUUAAGAAGCCAUCUGAAGUCUUUCUCCAUGGCCAACGGCCUGAACGCCAGAAUGAUGCACGGCCGCUCCUACUCUCUCACUGCCAACAACGCCAACAAGAGGAACAGCCUCAAAAAAGCCAAGAUUAUCCGUCCCCCCCAGAGCCCCCCGAAAAACUGCUCCAGAAACAGCUGCAAGAUCUCCUAGUCGCCGACCGCCAAGCUGGAGCGGAGCCUCGGGAGAGCCGCCUGUCUCCGGAGCCGGGAGGAGCGAGAGAGCGUUCCGCGGAGCGGGAAGUAACGGAAGGAUCUGUCUUCUGGUGAUAAAGCUGCUUUGAUUUGGGCGAAAGGACGCGUUCUUACGAGUCUGCGAGCCGUCGCCGUGCGGUAACCGCCGCGUACAAAAUGCAUGAGGAUUUUUAUUUCCUUUUUUUUUUUUGUGUUUGACCUUUUUUUGUGCUUAUAAAGGGAAUUCAUUUUGCGUAAUUCAGAGCUUGUGAUGGAAUCCGUACCCAGCCUCGCGUUUCCGUGUAACACGCCAACUGCACACUUGCUUUUAUUUUUUUAAGGUAAGUUAAUUUGCGGAAUAAUCGCAGACGGGAACAUUUAGAGAGCGCGGACCCCCCCAGCAAACAAGGGGUGCAGCGACCCAAACUAUAAUCUGAUCUUUCUAGAUUUUUAUUGCUUUUUUUAAUAAAACUUUAAAAUGAAGUUCAGAUUUGUAACCCAGAGGCACUACAUACGCUGCAGAGAUGUACAAAGGAUGCACUCACCGUUAUAUUUGUGUAUGAAACCGGUUCUUUGAUAAUGGUUUGGUUUUUUUUUGCGUUUUUAUUUUAAUUGUUAUUUAAUAUUUUCUGGGAUUAAUCAGUGAUUAUAUAUAAUAUAUAUGCUUCUAUUUCUGUAAAAUUGACCAUUUUGUACCAGAUGUAAUAAGCGUUGCCGUGUUUUAAAGAGGAGGAAAAAAAAACAAAAAAAGCCAAAGACGUGUUUGACUUUUGAGCGUUUUCUCGUGCGAGGAAUCGGUGAACGGGACGUGAUUUGAUGAACUGUUUUAUAAGAGAGAACACUAUUAUUUAAAAAAUAAAUGUCUUUCAACAGCC